AUGUCCGCACUUCCGUAUACAGCAGGGGCAGCCGUCCUCCACAACCCCGACCUGCUGCCGGAGAUUUUCAAGCAUCUCGCACCGUUCUCGGAGCCGCUCGCGCUGGCACAACUUGAAGAGCCUCCCGCAGACCUUCUACUUCCGGAGCAUACAUAUCUGUGCAGGCGUACCCUUGUGGCCGCAGCCUUGACCUGCAGAGCUUUCGCGGAACCCGCCUCGAGCGUGCUCUGGCAAGUUCUAUACAGUGGACUGCUCCCUCUCCUCUGUCCUCUUUCCGCCUUCAGGAUCGUAGCCGAUGGCAACGAUCGGACUACCAGAUAUGUGAUUGAUUCAGACGACGUUCACCUUGAAGACCUGGCCCGAUGGACACACUGCACCCGCAGGGUACGGCAUCUAGUCCUCAGUCACACCGAGAAGUCUCUGCUUGGGGCACCGUUCGUCCCCUUCUUCCUCCUGUGUGCCAUGAGGGCAGGAGAACCUAUCCUCCCUCUGCCCCAAACAAUCGCCUUCAAAGAAACUUCCGACGGCUAUGCGCCCUCGGAGCUUCUUCGUGCCUGCCUCUCGCCCACUUUGUCUAGCAUAACGGUGAUGAGCAACAUCCCGCACUCCUUUAGCGUGCACCUUGACGGCGACCUGAGGAUGCUGUCGACAAUGUGCGACAACGUGCAGCGCAUCACCAUAAUGAGCCACGACAUGGUGCUCUGUAACCCUCCUCUCACCGGAUUCCGUCGGCUGCGUGCUGUGGACCUCGGGCAGAUUGCCUGGGAAGAGAGUAGACCUGUCAUGUCCCAGCUGCGCUCUCUGGAGAAACUGGAAGAACUGCGGGUCGGCUUUUGGCACGACAACUACGGGGUGUCCCAGCCUCCAAUCAAACCGGACCCCAAAGGCUUCCUCGCCCUGCGCAAACUGCGACUCGUGGGAACAGCACCCAUCACCGGCCAAUUCCUCUCCUCCAUCGGCGCCACGUCGCUGCAGCACCUCGAGGUCGUGCAGACAAGAAUGAAUUCCUUCGCCGACUUUGACACCCUGGUGAGCGCGGUUCCCUGGGUGCAGAUCACGCCCUCGCUCCGACGGCUCUAUCUGGCCCUCCAUGCGGAGCUGCACACACUUCGAUUCUGCGACAACAACCCCGUCCACGCCCCCUUCUUCAGCGUCCUCGCACCACUGGCCGACUUGCACGCGCUCGAGACACUGGAGGUCGCUACCUGGAACAGGGUUAUCUCGAUCUCGGACGACGCUGUCGCUCAGAUGGGCACCGCCUGGCCCCGCCUGCAGCACCUCGCCGUCACCGUCUCCUCAACCUUCACACGCGGGCCCGACGCUGCUCUCUUCACGCCCUACGACGCCGAAAUCGCCCGGCCCACGCUCUCGGGCCUCAUACAGCUCGCCGAACGUUGCCUCUCUCUCGCCUAUUGCGCCAUCGACGCGGCGUCUGUGUCCGAGGCAGAGCUCGUUGCGCUCGAGGAGCACUGCGACGCCUUUUCCCCCGCACGCGUACAGAAGAUCCAGGGGGGCUUGGAGCAGCUCGUCCCCGCGCGCCGGGCCCACAGCAGCCACUUCACGCUUCCGGACGUUGACCGGCUCGCACACGCGCUGCAUUCCCUCUUCCCGUCCCUGGAGGGCGUGAGCGUGCGCCCCGAGCUUGACAUCAACUUCCCCCCGACGCUCCUCCCUUUUGAACGGGAAAAUUGGGGUUUGUGGUCCGAGGAUGAGCAGGGGGCAGAUGUGUUCCGUCUGCUGGAGAGGCUCAACGAAAUGACGAAAAAGGCGGCGCCCUGA
Molecule: messenger RNA, 1779 nt
Organism: Trametes versicolor FP-101664 SS1
Lineage: Eukaryota; Fungi; Basidiomycota; Agaricomycetes; Polyporales; Polyporaceae
Exons: 2
Coding region: 1-1779 (592 amino acids)
Source: RefSeq, a predicted model, not a curated record